This is a messenger RNA of Momordica charantia (bitter melon), 1026 nucleotides long. Lineage: Eukaryota; Viridiplantae; Streptophyta; Magnoliopsida; Cucurbitales; Cucurbitaceae. The record is from RefSeq and is a predicted model, not a curated record.
GUUGGAUGGGGAUUUGCAAAAAGUUGAAUUGGCAAUUCGGUUGAUUAUAUUCUUUUAUACAAAUUGGCAUUUGACCUCAAGACUAAAUUUGAAAGAUUUUCAGUGAUCAAAAUAAUCGAUUGAACAGUUGUUCGAAAUUUUGUGCAUGGCCUCUUUAGCAAAACUUCUUCGGCCGCUCCCCAGAGCUUUCGUCUUCGCUUCAUCGUCGUCGUCUUCUUCUUCUUCGUUCUUCAAUUCCGCAAGAUUCUCCUGCACCAGAUUUGAGCCCUCGAAAUCGUUUCCGAAGAACUUCGGAUCACUACUCUGCAACCGCGUUUCCAAUUUCAGAUUUAAAAUUUCCGAUACAAUUUACCUGCGGCGGAAGUGUCUUUUGGUAGGAAGUCAGUUAAGUAGGGGAACCAUUCUGGGUGCAUCCGUUGUUUCUGGAUCAAUCAGUUUGUGGCCCAAUGUUUCAUUGGCUAUGGAUGACGGAUUCAUGGAUGAUCGCCAAGACGAUUUAGAUGCAUUAGAUAAUGGAAAACCUGAAGGAACCUUGUGGGAAUUAGCAUUAAGACUCUGGUUGCCUUUUCUUUUCUGUUGGACUGUGUUGACGAACUUGAAUCAUCCUCUUCUGGUUGCGAGCAAAGUGAUCCUAUUCCUUCUUAGCACAAAACCCAGUCCUCUCUCUGUUUACAUUUUUGUGGAGCAGCUUUGCCACUCUUCAUGCCAGGAGCCUCGUCUCUCCAAUGAGAAGAAGUGUGUGGUUGCAAGUAAAGUGGAAGUCCAAGACUACAAGGUUGCGUGUGUGGCCAGAGUCGAAAUAGAACAUCAAAAGAUCACUCUGCUGGGAAUUCUUGGAGGUUGGUGGGAAUUGCCACCCCCUUCAUAUACUGCUCAUCAGUUCAAUGUUUUCUUGGAUAAAUUAGUUCUUCAACCCGCCACUUUUUCUCUGUAAGAAAUAAAUUUAAUAGUAUAAUUUUUAUAUUGUAUUAUAUAUAUCUGUUAUCGACUUUAAAUAUCGGUUUCUAAAUUUUAAAAAGACUAGUA